CGCUUGACACCUCUCUUGUUCAAUUUGUAUUGAUGUAUUAUUUAGAACGUUUGACAGGAUGGAUGCUUGGUAAAUCAAUACGAAAGGAAAUAGAACAGAAAGAAGUUUUCUAGUAUCAUCACUUUAGAGAUUGAAAUGCAGAACCUGCUCGAGAAGCGGAUGGAAAUAGGUCACAAACCAUGUCAAUAAGUGAGAAACUCGAUUACUUAAUCGGAAUACAGAAGGAAACAAAAGAAACGGUAGCUCAAUUAACAAGAAAACUUGAUGAAGUCAUAGCCGAAAAUUCGGAAAACAAGAAUAAAAUAAUUAGACUGGAAAAGGAAAUCGAGAGUUUGAAGAAGGAGGUGAAUCCUGAGCAUAUUAUCACAGAUUUAAGUAUAUUUAAAUCUGUGAUAUUAUUAAUGAAAUAAACGAGCGUUCUAUUCGACAGAAAAAUGUUGUUGUUUUUGGUCUACAAGAAAGUGUCAAAGAAGCUUUACCCGAACGUAAAGCGGAUGAUAACCGUCAAGUACAGGAGAUCAUACAGCACAUCAAUCCCGAAUGUGACACUCAGAAUUUAUCAAUUUUCCGUCUUGGAAUUGCUAAUUCUAACCGCACACAACCUCGACCAUUAAAAAUUAUAUUUAAAUCUAAUGAAGAGCAGAAGAGCAUUCUAAGAAACAAACUGAAACUAAAACUAACGCAACCUACUCGCAUAUCACAAUUAGCAACGACCAAACACCUAAUGAGCGUGAUUACCUAAAAAAAUGCGCGAGGAACUCGAUCAAAGAAAAUCCCGUGGUGAGAAAAAUUUAACAAUACGGUAUGUGCGCGGACUGCCUAAAAUUGUAACCGAUCCUCAUUCAUGGAUAUUUUUAAUGAAGUGGGAUUUCACCAGUUAAUAAAGGAACCGACUCGAAUAACACCCACCUCAAGUACUUUAAUUGACUUAAUGUUUACGUUAUGUCCUGAAAAGAUUAGCAACAUACACCAUCUGUGCCCUCUUGGAACGGCGGACCAUGAUGUUAUCGCGUUUGAUUAUGCUGUUGGUUGCGAAGUAAUAAAAACCUCUAAUAUGGUAAUUCGUUACAGAGACAUAAAGAGUAUCGAUCAUGUGGCGUUUAGCCAUGUAGCCUCUAUGUUAAAUUGGCAGGAUGUUAACUUUUUCGAUAAUGUCGAUGACAAAUUAAAUUUCCUAUACUCCCUAAUUAAUAAUUUACUUAAUAUUUUUGCACCAAUAAAAACGAUGAUUACGAAGAAAAAGUAUAGUCCAUGGUUAACUAAGAAAAUACGUAGGCAGAUUCGAAGAAAGAAUAAUGCUUGGUGUCGAUUCCGUUCUACCAGGUCUCAAGCUGAUUGGGUAUUUUAUAAAAACUUGCUCAAAGAUACAAAACGUAUGAUUAAUACUGAAAAAAGGAUUCAAAUGAAUCAUUUUGUGAAUCAUAAUGCAUCUAACCCUCGUACUCUGUGGUCUGGACUGCGUAACAUGCAGAUUAUAGACAGAAAAAUUUCACAUUCAACGACACAUGCAUUGUCAGAUCCGAAUACCGUUAAUAAAUACUUUAACCAAAGUGUACAUCACGGAAACGCAUUUACACCAUCAAACCUUAAUGUUGCCGAAAAUCGCAUUGCUAUAAGUAUGAAAAAUUUUGAUCUUAGUUCUGUCACUAGUUGGCAGGUUUUGGAUGCAGUUCAGUCAUUGAGUAAGUCAUCAAAAGGCAACGACAACAUAUCGAUGGACGAAAUUAAACUAUGUAUUCCGUUUUGCAUAAAUGCUCUCACUGAUGUGAUUAACUUCUCGUUGUAUAGCGGUACCGUGCCCUCAGCGUGGAAAACUUCAAUUAUCAGCCCGAUCCCCAAGGUGACACACGCUGUAAGCAUUGAACAGUACAGGCCUAUUAGCAUACUUCCGGCCAUGUCGAAGAUUCUAGAAAGAAUAGUCCAUAAGCAAGUCGAUGCGCACCUAGAAGAGGGAAAUCUGUAUUACGAGAAACAAUCUGGUUUCAGAAAAGAUCAUAGUACAACUACGGCGCUGCUUCAUACCAUAAGUACGCUGAAGCGCAACAUCGAUCGUGGUGAAGUUACAUUGUUGUGUUUGCUAGAUUUCUCUAAAGCCUUCGACACUGUUAAUCACUCUACUUUAAUUACGAAACUAACAUCUCUAGGAUUCUCCAGGCGGGCUUCAAACUGGUUUAAAGACUACCUUUGUGAUAGAAACCAACGAACGAAAAUAGUGACUGAUGGUAAUAUUUUGAUUUCUCAUUUUAGGUCCCUUGCUAUUCAAUACAUAUGUUUCUGAUCUUCACCGAUACAUCUCAAUGAACAUAUUAAUCAACUAAACUGUGACUUAAUGGUUAUUUAUGAGUGGGCAACACUAAAUAAUCU
Photinus pyralis (common eastern firefly) is the source of this 2364-nucleotide messenger RNA. RefSeq lists its product as uncharacterized. The coding region runs from base 845 to 2278 and encodes 477 amino acids. NCBI's taxonomy places the organism in Eukaryota, Metazoa, Arthropoda, Insecta, Coleoptera, Lampyridae. The record is from RefSeq and is a predicted model, not a curated record. The transcript has 2 exons.